GCGGCAGGGAUGGACAGCAGCAGAUUCAGCGUGCGUCAAGUUAUUGAAACUCGGCGCCGCAACAGUAAUAUGGCAGACGUUCCUGAAAACGGCGUCCUCGAAACGAAUCUCUCAAUGGACCCGCAGCCCUCGGCGGCCCACCUGGGGCCCCGAAGAUCCCUUGUCCACAUGACGCGCGAGGCGUUGCCUCGCAUGGACAAUUACAGGAAUCUGCUUUCGAUUCAGGCGGCGCAACGACCCACCCUUGGCGAACUGCAUGAAGGGGUCAAGGAUGAUAAGGAUGAGCCCACUGGUGAGGCGCACGGUGGAGGCGGACACCACUUUAAACUGGGGUGGAUUCAGGGCGUUCUCAUCCCUGUUUUGCUCAACAUUUGGGGUGUGAUGCUUUUCCUUCGUUUGUCAUGGGUCGUAGCUCAGGCAGGCGUUACGAUGUCUCUGGUCAUCAUUGGAAUUUCGGCCGGCGUUUGUGUCAUCACAACCCUGUCCCUGUCAGCAAUUAGUACUAACGGAGAAGUGAAAGGAGGUGGAAUUUACUACAUCAUUUCGCGUUCUCUUGGCCCGGAAUUCGGCGCCUCGGUUGGAAUUGUGUUUGCGUUUGCUAACGCCGUUGCCGCCUCGAUGAACACAAUUGGUUUUUGCGACUCGCUGAACGAUUUGCUGAAGUCGCACGGCCUGAAAAUAAUCGAUGGCGGCAUUAACGACGUCCGACUUGUGGGCAUGAUCGCCCUGGUUAUCAUGAUUGUCAUUUGCGCCGUCGGAAUGGAGUGGGAAGUCAAAGCGCAAAACGUGCUGGUCGUAAUUAUUUCUGGAGCAAUUGUGGACUUUAUCGUGGGCACACUUCGCGGGCCUCAGAGCGACGAGCAAAUCGUAAAAGGAUUUCCUGGAUGGAGCUUUGAUCAACUGGGAAAAAAUAUGGGCACUGACUACCGUUUCAGCGAGGGCGUUAAUCAAGAUUUCUUUUCCGUCUUCGCCAUUUUCUUUCCUUCUGUAACAGGAAUUCAAGCCGGGGCGAAUAUUUCUGGCGAUCUGAAGGACCCAGCCUCCGCAAUCCCGAAGGGAACUUUACUCGCUCUGGCCAUUUCUAUGUUUUCCUAUGGACUUUUCGUCAUUCUUGCCGGAGGUGGUGCCCUGAGGGAUGCCAGUGGAAUGGUGGAGGAGCUGGCAAAUGGCACUUAUGUUAAUUGCACUGCACGCCAUUGCGAAUAUGGUCUCCAAAAUAGCUAUUCCGUUAUGCAACUCAUGUCUGUCUGGGGCCCUUUCAUUUACGCCGGCUGCUUUGCGGCCACUUUGUCAACCGCCCUUACUAACUUGCUGUCCGUGCCCAAACUGGUUAGGGCGCUUGGCUACGACAAGAUCUAUCCUGGUUUGAUUUUCUUCUCCAAGGGAUACACAAAAAAGGAUGAACCAUUCCGAGGAUAUGUGCUGACCUUUAUUAUAUCAGGCGCCUUUCUACUGAUUGCCGAGCUUAAUGUAAUUGCACCCCUGAUUUCAAACUUCUACUUGGCCUCAUACGCACUGAUUAAUUUCUGCACUUUCCACGCCGCUUUCGUCAAACCGAUUGGUUGGAGGCCAACGUUCAGAUUUUACAAUAAAUGGUUGAGCCUAAUUGGAUUUAUCGUCUGUGUGGCCAUAAUGUUCCUGAUCAGUUGGGUCACCUCACUAAUUACCUACGUCAUUAUAAUAGCCCUGUACCUUGUGGUGGUCUACAGAAAUCCAGACGUAAACUGGGGCUCUUCAACUCAGGCGCAGACCUACAACACGACGCUUGGUGCUGUUUACAGUUUGAAUCAGACCAGCGAACACGUAAAAAAUUACAGACCCCAAAUUUUACUGCUUUCCGGAAACCCCACGGCGAGACCUGCCGUUAUGCAACUUGCCUCGCAAAUCACCAAAAACUUAUCUCUGCUUUUGUGCGGAAAAAUCAGUGAAAAAGAGUUGACCUACGUACAGAGAUCGAAAUGCAUCAGCGAUGCGAAUAAAUUUCUGGAGGCCAACAAAGUUCGAGCAUUUUUCACAGUGGUUGACGGCUUGAAUUUUGAACAGGGAGCCCGAGCCCUUCUACAGGCAACGGGAAUUGGAAAAUUGCGGCCAAACGUUUUACUUAUGGGCUACAAAAAUGAGUGGCUACUCGCACCAAACGCUGAACUGCACGAAUACUUCAACGUUUUGCAUGAAGCGUUUGAUAAUCGACUGGCCGUGGCUAUUUUGCGAGUGAGAGGUGGACUGGACUUCAGUCAAUUCACAGAACAUGAAGAGGAGCAAGAAAGUGGUGCAAAUGGAGGGAAUCACAGUGCGCCCAGUUUGGCCAGAGUUGCGUCGGACAAUUUCAUCAACCUGGCUUACGAAUCGACCGAGGGGCCUCUGAACCACAAGUACGUUUUAAAUUCGGCCAAAGCUGUAGAGAGAACCCCACAGGAAAUCCUCAGGCACAAGAGAAAGACGCAGUCGCUUGAGAAAAACUUGUUCAGUGGAGCCAAUGGCAACCCUCUCCCUCACGAAGUGCUGCAGUGUGUUGCAAUUUUUGAUUCGCCACCGAAGAAAGGAACCAUCGACGUCUGGUGGUUAUAUGAUGAUGGAGGAUUAACCCUUCUUUUGCCAUACAUUUUAACAACAAGACACAACUGGUCUGGGUGCCGGCUGCGAAUUUUCGCCCUCGUCAACAAAAAGGAUCAGUUUGAAGUGGAAGAGCGAAAUAUGGCCAGCUUGCUUUCGAAAUUCAGAAUCGACUACGCUAGUCUGACCAUGAUUCACAACGUUAGUGAAAAACCGCACCCAAGCACAAACAUGUUUUUCGAGGAGAUCAUUAAGCCCUUCCGGGAGAGACCUGGAGCUGCUGACGCCGAUGUUGUGAAAGCUUCUGAACUUAUCGCGUUGAAAUACAAAACGGAGAGGCAGUUGCGAUUGCGCGAGCUUUUGCUCCAGCACUCUAAGGAUGCCAAUUUGAUUGUUAUGACCAUGCCAAUGCCGAGAAAAGGAGUCGUUUCAGCGCCUCUGUACAUGGCUUGGCUGGAGGUUUUGUCGAGGGACAUGCCGCCCUUCAUGCUGGUCAGAGGAAAUCAAACUUCAGUUCUGAGCUUCUACGCGUAGAAUCUUUUGAAUGUAAAACUUAUUUUAAGUGAUUUUAAGGUUCAAGGAAUAUAAUUAAUCCCAUGUUUGUAGCCAAAACACACUAACGAAAUAUGUCUCAUUUCACCAGUUUUCAUCCAGAAUAAUUUUUAGACAUGUUAACAAUAGAAACUGUUAUUUAUAUUAUGCAAGAGAAGUUAAACUUUUAACAAUAAUAUUUUGCUCGAAUUCAGCUUCUUAAAUGGUUUUUAAUUGUUUCAGUUAAAAUUGUAAGUUAAUUUUAUAAUCAUUUUAAAACAUUAAAUAAAAGAAAUUGUUUAAAUUUAUCUCCCAAUAAAAUGUUCAUUUGCACAAACAUAAAUA
This is a messenger RNA of Neocloeon triangulifer, 3429 nucleotides long. RefSeq names its product bumetanide-sensitive sodium-(potassium)-chloride cotransporter (gene NKCC). NCBI's taxonomy places the organism in Eukaryota, Metazoa, Arthropoda, Insecta, Ephemeroptera, Baetidae. The transcript has 19 exons. The record is from RefSeq and is a predicted model, not a curated record. Gene Ontology annotation, cellular component: membrane. The coding region runs from base 10 to 3087 and encodes 1025 amino acids. Gene Ontology annotation, biological process: sodium ion homeostasis; cell volume homeostasis; chloride transmembrane transport. Gene Ontology annotation, molecular function: sodium:potassium:chloride symporter activity.